AUGUCUGCAUCGAAGUACCUGAAUCAGGACUACGAGGUCCUCCGGCGUCAGUGUCUGAAGGAAGGGAAGCUAUUCUGCGAUCCUUGUUUCCCAGCUGCGUCUGAGUCUCUGGGCUAUAACGAACUUGGACCCAAUUCAGCCAAGGCCAAGGGGGUGGAAUGGAAAAGACCUGGGGAGUUAUGUCCCGAACCUCAGAAACCCCAGUUCAUCGCCGAAGGAGCCACACGUACCGAUGUCUGCCAAGGACAUCUGGGUGACUGCUGGUUGAUGGCGUCUAUUGCUGCCCUCACUCUGGACCAAGACAUUCUCGCUCGUGUGAUUCAUCCUGAGCAGAACUUUACAGAAAAUUAUGCUGGCAUCUUUCACUUUCGGCUGUGGCAGUACGGCGAGUGGGUGGACGUCGUUGUCGACGACAAGCUUCCCACCAAAAACGGAGAGCUGCUGUUUGUGAAAUCAACAGAACAAACUGAAUUCUGGAGUGCGCUCCUGGAGAAGGCUUAUGCUAAGGUAAACGGUUGCUAUGAGAAUCUCUCCGGAGGUUUUGCCAGUGAAGCCCAUGAGGAUUUCACAGGAGGAAUUGCCGAGUGGUACAGUCUGAGCAAAGCCCCACCGAACCUGUUUAACAUCAUAGAGAAAGCUCUGCGUCGGGGUUCUCUGCUCAGUACCUCCAUUGCUGUAUGUACUAUAGCAGAAAUUGAACACAGGUCCACAGAGAAACUGGUGAAAAGGCAUGCCUACUCCAUCACGGCAGCACAGAAGGUGAGGAAGAGUGAUACUAAAGUCGUGGAAUUGGUUCGUCUCAGAAAUCCCUGGGGCCACAUAGAGUGGAACGGUGCCUGGAGCGAUCGGUCCAAAGAGUGGGACCAAGUCUCACCAGAGGAUAAGGCCAAGCUUAAUUACUCAGCUGAGGAUGGAGAGUUCUGGAUGGCAUAUGCAGACUACAUUCAGCGUUAUUCGAGGCUAGAGAUUUGUAACUUGACUCCAGACUCUCCAAGCAAUGACAGUGUGAGAUGCUGGAACUCUUGCCAAUUCGAGGGCUCCUGGAAAAAAGGGAUCUCUGCUGGUGGCUGCCUGAACUUCCCAGCUACAUUCAGCACUAACCCGCAGUUUCGGGUGGAACUGGACAUCGACAGUAACGGCGAUAACAAAUGUUCAGUACUUGUGGCACUGAUGCAGAUUGGUGCACGACAAGCCAAACAAAAAGGAGGCAAAAACUACAGCAUUGCCUUCUACAUCUACAAGGUCCCAGAUAAGCAUCUCUCCCUUGGACCUGAUGAUCUGCAGAGACCAGCAGCUCAAAGCGAAUUCAUGCCAAAGCGGGAGGUGUGUCAACGCUUUGACCUUCCGCUUGGUGAAUACGUCAUCAUUCCUGCCACCUAUGGGGCAAAUCAAGAGGCCGACUUCCUGUUGCGGGUGUUUUCUGAGAAGUAGGCUGCCUGCUAUUUUUAAACAUGUGCAAAUGAAUGAACAAAUGCACAGCAACUAAUCAAUAAACAUAUUCAAAUUAACGCAAAUCAACCAAUCAGGAUAUGCUAAUUAACUGCUACAUAUUUCAUUUAUUUUUUAAAAAUCUUUCUUUGAUUUAUUUCUUACUCUUCUGAUAACUGGGAAUCAUCAUUUUAUCACACUUUUCUCUCAGCAUUGUUGAUAAAGCAGCUGCUUAUGUAAAAUUACAUCACUAUUUUUGUGUACAAAAGUGUUGUAAUGUCCCAGUCAAGUAAUGGCACUAGAUUGCUUCUUUUCUAAUAAUUAAUCGAAUAUAGCCUUUGGUACUCCGUCCAGGGUGUAUCCUGCCUUGAUGCCUGAUGAUGUCCGAGAUAGGCAAAGGCUCCCCGUGACCCGAGAAAAGAUCGGAUAAGUGGUACAGACAAUGAAAUGAAAAAUAGCCUUUGGUGUGGACUCUCAU
Messenger RNA from Hemibagrus wyckioides, 1906 nucleotides. RefSeq names its product calpain-2 catalytic subunit-like. Gene Ontology annotation, molecular function: calcium-dependent cysteine-type endopeptidase activity. Bases 1 to 1431 code for a protein of 476 amino acids. The record is from RefSeq and is a predicted model, not a curated record. The transcript has 12 exons. Lineage: Eukaryota; Metazoa; Chordata; Actinopteri; Siluriformes; Bagridae. Gene Ontology annotation, biological process: proteolysis. Gene Ontology annotation, cellular component: cytoplasm.